ACGAUCCGCAAGACCGCACGAGAGCGGUUAGGUUUUGGAGCGCGCGGGGGAACGGAAAUGGCCGACGUGCGGUCGCCGCCGCCGCCGCCGAGCAGGCAGCGGCGAAGCGUCGGGCCGGCGAUGGACGCGCUGGGCUCGCUCCCCCUCGACGUCCUCGACAACAUCCUCUCCCGCCUCCACAUCCACGACGUGGUCCGCACCUCCGCGCUGUCCCGAGCGUGGCGCCGCCGCUGGGAGUCGCUCCCCACCGUCGGCCUCCUCAACAGCCCCGGCAUCGGCGCCUCCGACGUGGACGCCCUGCUCCUCCGCCGCACCGCGCCCGUCCGCUCCUUCCGCCUCGCCACGCGCGACCGCUCCUGGUCCCCCACCGCCUUCCACGACUGGCUCCUCCACCUCCACCUCCGCGGCGGCCUCCGGGACCUGGAGCUGACCCUCCGGUACGAGUUCAUGUACCAGAAGCUCAACUCCUGCCUCUUCUCCUUCCGCGAGCUCACCUCCCUCAAGCUCUACUGCUGCGGUCUCCCCAACUUGCCCGCUGAGUUCGCCGGGUUCCCGAAUCUGAAGACGCUGCACUUCUCUAUGGUCCAAGCUCAGAGUCCCGGGGGAAGGGGGAUAGCCACCCUGAUUGCCGCAUCGCCGGUGCUCCAGGAGGCGAGUCUCAUCGACGGAAAGCUCAUCGGAGAUGGACCCGACGAAGAUUGGGUGAUUCGGGGGUCCAAUCUCCGGAAACUGACCAUAGCUCUUGGCCAUAAAUAUGGUGGACGGAUCGAAGACAUCGCACGGCUGGAGGAAUGUUGUCUCUUUGGCCCAAAUUACGCCAAAUACUUGAUGCGGAUGGCGCAUGUCACCAAGCUCAGCUUCUACUGCAAUUCCAUUUUGUCAACUGAAGUUGACGUGCUGGAGCGAUUGCCAUUCCUGUUUGAGAACCUUAGGAGCUUAGUCCUUGGAGUGAAUUUUUGUAUUUUAUCUCACAUUUUGGCUACUUUUUGCCUACUUAGAAGUGCGCCAGUUCUUGAAGAACUCGAUGUUUGGGUAUUUAGUGAUGGGACCCAGGAAAUGAAAACAGAUGAUGAGUUCUUCGAUGCUCAGUGGGUCAAUCAUAUGUUUGCCAAACUUCAUGUUGUGCGCAUGAAGAAGGUUUCUUGCCUCUGUAAUGAAAUGCUUCUUAUAGAGUUCAUUCUGUCCAAGGCAAGAGCACUACGAGUGCUGUCCCUCACUCUUGCAUCCAAUUCCCAGUUCAGUAUCGAGGAAGCAAUUACUGAUAUAACUGAAUAUCCGAGAGCCUCACCUUAUGCGCAGGUCAUCUUCGCGGGUAGAGAACCAGAAUGUGCAAAUGAUGAAUGGAAUGGUUUCGUUGAUUUAUCCGCCGAGUUGUCUGACUUGGAGGACAUACAGACAUCAGGCAGAAGAUCACUCGAUACUGUUAACCCUCGGAGAAGGCAGCGGUUGAAUGGGGAGUCUGUAGCUCAGCUGCAACAGCUUGAGGAGCAGCUGUUAGAGUUGGAAAAGGAGGAGGAAGAGCACCACAUGCGUAGGAUGCAAGCAUUGAAUGAGAUGGACCAGGAGAGUGAAAAUGUCUUUAGACAUCAAGAGUACAUCAUAUCUACAAUUGAGUUUCUGUCUAAACAAUGCAACCUUCACCAAUUUAGCCUUCCCCCAUGGCCAGGACGGCCAUCAAUGCUGUCAUCUCAUACGGCUACCACCGGACCAGGAGACACUCCAGUUGAUCCUGUUGAUAAUGCCGAUGUACAUGUGGAUUCUCAAGAAGACCAUGCCACUCUUGAUGCUGCUGAUGCUCAUGUUGGUUCUCCAACAAAGAAUGUUGCCAAUGGUGCUCCGAAUGGUUUUGCGGAUUCUCCAGAAGGCCAUAUCUGACUGGAGUUUCAUGAUACUAGUCAUUGGUGUACUUUCAUUGGCUGUGAAAUUUUCAGUUGUCAACAUCCUCGACUGUGGAACUAUAUCGAAUUUAUCAUCUGUUGAAGUAAUCACAGUGGUACUCCAGUAAUCCAUUUCCAAUUUUCAA
Oryza sativa Japonica Group (Japanese rice) is the source of this 2023-nucleotide messenger RNA. RefSeq names its product F-box/FBD/LRR-repeat protein At1g13570. Lineage: Eukaryota; Viridiplantae; Streptophyta; Magnoliopsida; Poales; Poaceae. The record is from RefSeq and is a predicted model, not a curated record. Gene Ontology annotation, molecular function: protein binding.